Molecule: messenger RNA, 297 nt
Organism: Drosophila willistoni
Lineage: Eukaryota; Metazoa; Arthropoda; Insecta; Diptera; Drosophilidae
Exons: 1
Coding region: 7-297 (96 amino acids)
Source: RefSeq, a predicted model, not a curated record
CCAAACAUGUUUAGGGCACGACAAAAAAUCUCCUCCCUGAUGCCGAUGCUUAUCAUCGUGCUGGCCAUCGUCCUGCGGCCAAGUUUUGCCCAAAUUCUUGGUGGCGGCCAUUGUCCUUUGGUGAAAUUUCCCGUUAAGCCCGGACAAACAGUUUGCGAACAACUGUGCUACACCCCGGGCACACGAGCUGUUCCGCCAUUUAUCUGCAGUCGAGCCAGACGCGAGGGAUUGGCUUUCCUCUGCGGCGGUGGCUGUUGCAGAUCGGGCAGAAAUUGUCUGCGAUUGCUGCGCACCUAA